GAGUUGCCCUCAGAGAUCUGGGAGAUGUCAGCUGGGUUAAGGCAGAUGACAAAAUUUGCCAGAGAACAUGACUCUCUGUAGAAGGAUCUGCUCAGUUUUCAAGAGAGUGGGCCAUCAGAAGAACAGGGUCCGCACUCACCCUUUGAGGGAGGAGACCUGCAAUUCAAGCAAAGACUGUCCCUGGCAGAAAGAAAAGGCAGACACCCCAGAGGAAGAGCUGAAUGAAAAUGAAUCGCAGGUCUGCUUUUGCAACUUGAGGAAUCUCCGAGAAGAAAAUGGUCCUUCCCAAGUGCAAGAGUCCACCAACAAUUUAUGCAUCUUGGCAGAGACUAAACUGGCUGGAGUCUUGCGGGCCAUUUGCAAAUAUCGCCAUAGCAUCCAUAAGAUCUCUCCAAAACACCGGCUGCGUAUCAACCAAAUCCUGCAAGCUGUGAUCAGAUCUGCCAGUCACAUAGACCACAAAUUAGCCAAAGUGAUCAUCAAGCUGGCUGCUGAAGAUAUGCUAAGAACCACAGAUCUUCAGGACUUGUAUCAGGACGCAGCGGGUGAUAUCCUGGUGGCCCUCUGGAGCCAUUUCCCAGCCGAGGUCCUCACCAAGCUCCUGGAGGGGUUCCAAGGGAGGCUGAUUCCAUAUCGCAGCAUCCUCUGUGUGUUGGGGAAACUGGCAAACAAAGCUUUCACAGAGAGUGACACCUUGAAGAUUGACGUAUGGGAACGAAAGCUGGUGGAGAUCUUCCUAUAUCAGUACUGUGGAGCCAUCCUGCGUGCCUCAGAUGACCCUCAGCUAAUCCAGGUCCAACUCUUUACCCUCUUGGCCAUGUGCCAGCGAGGAGCCCUGGAGGCAAAGGGCAUUGCUGCUGCUUGUGGCUUGGCUGCCUCUCGCCACAUGGAUGAAGUUUUCAAGGCGCUGGACAGUUUCGGCAGAACUCUUUCCACUGCAGAGAUCCCCGUGUCCAAAACCAGCCAGCUCUGCCAACGGAACACACUCCUGCUCUGCUACGGUCGAGUGGCUCUGGGGAUCAAGGAGGAAGUCCUGCCACGAGUGGAGUUCAUCGUCGCCAGGCUCAUCGAGUACUUCCUUAUCGACCCCUCGGACCUGAAUCUGAAGAAGAGCUUUCUGAUUGCAGUGCUCAUGCUCCUUGAAGCCAUCACAGCCACGGGCAAAGCCGGAGCAAUAAGGUUGCACCCGAAAGCACGCUUGGUAGAGUGCCUAAUAGUGCUGAUAGAAAGGGAACCCAUCCACGUUCUGGGCAGCACAGUGCGUCAAGAUGCAAUGUAUAUCGCUAAAGAACUCAGCCACCUGAAGCCUCUUCUUGAGCCAGAGAAGAAAUCCAGCCUCCUUCAUGCUUCUUUCAAAAGUGUCUUUUGCCUGGCCCCAAUGGAGAUCCUGGAAAGGCAGUCUUGUGUGGAUGAGAAGACAUCGGAUAUAAAGGCCUUCUACCAGCAGACUGUCAGCUGCUUCGAGGAGAUGCUGCAAGCUCUGCUGUUGGAGAACCCACAGCCCAGCGAACUCAAGCACAUGAUGGAGCUCAUAGAACCAUGGAUGGUAUCAAAGUUAGAUCAUGUACGUGAGAGAGCUGUGGAGACAGCAAUGAAGCUCUUGAAAUUUGUAGCUGACCGCUUCCACCUCGAUCUCUCUCGGGAAUUUAACAAGUUGGCCCACCUGGCAGCCCUUUUGAUUGGCCUGUGCAAUGACCGGAUGCCAUGCAUUAGUUCUUUUGCCGUGCAAGGAGUCAGCUGUCUCUAUGAGAUCUUACUGCACCGUAAAGGUCUGAGGACAAGCAAGCAGAAGAAGCGGAAGUGGCCAAUGAAGAGGAGCGUGAAAUGCCAGGAAGAAGACAGCCCUGCUGGUCAAACACCGGGCAGCAGUUGGCAGAUAGCAACGCAUUGCGGUGACCAGCUCUUCUCCGUUCAGUUGACCAACCUCCUGCUCUCCGUUCUGGACUAUUUGAGAGGCUCCGGUCCAGAAGUCCUGGUGGCAGCAGAAGAGGUCCUCAGUGCAGUUCUGCAGAACCAUGCGAUGAAAGUGGAAAGGGUCAACGAUGUAGUUGCAGGCAUCUACAUGUGCUUGCAGCCAGGUCAGGCUUCCUGCUGGACCCGGAAGGUAGUGCUGAGGGCUCUAACCUUGAUGAUCCCAUGCCGCCUGGAGGAAGUCAUCCAAAGCUGCUUAUCCUAUUCCAUACCCCUCAACAGGCAGGCCAAUGAGCUCUGGACAGCCAUGGCUUCCAGCUCCAAGGUGGCUGUGCAAAUCCUGCACCUCUUACUGAAGAAUCUGCAGGUGAAGGACCUUUCUGGGGACAGAGAAGACAGCACAACCACGUCACUGGCGGCCAUGAAUGUCAUCUACGAGACCUUCCACAUCCCCGGCUAUCGGGCAGCCCUGGGCGAGAUGCACCUUCAGCUCUUCAUACCUCUGCUGAAGCAGGUCCUUUACGUGAUGCAGCUGGACUUGCCAGAGGCUUUGAAAACCAGGCAGGACCUCAUUCUGAGGGAAAACCCCACAGCACUCACCUUCCAGAGCACUUCGGUGGAGAUUGUGAAGAGUCUCUUCUCUGUAGCCGGGGACUGGGCAGUCUAUGCCUGCAUCGAGUUCCAGCAAGGCUGGGUGGUGCUCAGCAACCCCCAGCACUUUUUGCAGGGCACACGUCUGCUGGCGCGGGCCAUGACUGAGUGCAACAGUGCCCAGAUCCCGGGAAUCUUUGGGGAGGCUGCUCUCAUUCUCAGCAGUGAGGAGGAUGAGCUGAAGAAGGUGACGGCCUUGGCACUCGUGAUCGAGUUUCUCAAGAGUUCCUCCGCCAUCAAGAUGAUGAACAGAUUCAGCCUCCGGGAGCACCUGGAGGAGGGUCUGGCAGCACCCAAUCCAGCAGUGCAAGACCUCUGCCUGAAAGGGCUGAACAGCUUCGUUUUCCAGCAAGGGAAGGUUAAGUCCCUACGAGAUCAGCUUCCAACAAUGAUCAACUCUAUUUUCAGUGGAUGUGAAGACGUUCUGGAAGGGCUGAACGACAUAAUGACCACACUCUAUGAAAUGGAUGGCCAGGGAAUUGGGCUCAUCUCUGUUGACCUUGCUCUGAAUGUCCGCUCAUUUUUUGAGGAUGAAAGAGCGGACGUCCGGGCAACUGCCAUUUCCUUGUUUGGGCAGCUGGUGAUGAGGUCCAAGGAAACGGAGAAGGCCCUCCUCAAGAAAGAAGUGGUCUACAGCCUCCUCCCUCUGCUGCUCCAUUUGAAAGAUCGGGAGACCACGGUGGCCAUGAGCUGCAAGUUGACUCUCUUGCACUGUGGAGUCUUCCUUGGGUGGGCCCACCUGAAGCUGAUGUUCCGCAGUCUAGCUUGGGAUGAUCUCCGGAGCUGCUUGGUGAAUGCUUGGAAAUACUUGAUGAGGAACAACCAUGACAAUAUCCACAUUUUCAUAUCCCAGUCCUUGGGAUUCCUCCAUCAUGCCCAGACCGAAAUCAGGAAUGGUGCCGCACGGUUCAUGGGUUACACGCUCAACUAUUACAGCUCAGAACUGUCUAAAAACCUGGAACAGGAGGACCUCUCCCACCUGAGCAAAGUUUUUCAGAAGAUGGAAUCAAGUUCAGAUACCAGCAUGGUCCAUUUUGCAAAAAACUAUCGAGUAGUUUUACAGAAAUUGUCCGUAAAAAGGAGGCUGGCCGGAGCUGGAGAGAAGGACCCCCACACAAGUGACAGUAACGCUCCAGAGAAUUCACUCCUGGAGAGUGACAGCAGAGCUGCCAGCCCACUGCUGCUGCCCCCCGACUCCCCACAUGCAGGCCGAUCCAUGCUGGAGAGGGGCAUUCUGAGCCUGUCUACCCCCAAGCAAGCCAGACGGACACUUGCCCAAAGAGGCAAGCAGCACAGCGAAGCCAGCGAGAAAGAGAGGACGCGCUCUAUCGAAGCCCCCCCUGGGGUCUUCGCUUCUACGUCUGCCGGUACUGAUGGGAAGCAGAGCCCACGGCAUUGAGGCGUCUUCUUCCGAGCCAGCUGGACGAGCAUCCAUAAAGGUAGUUGCCAGGAGAGCGCUGCAGGCCUUCACACAAGGGGACAGGGUUUACAGGCAGAAUCUCCUGGGGCAGCCACAACCCUUCACCCCACCCCCCCGCCUGAGCCGAACCCAUUUUUCUAAGCUUCUGAGGCAAGCCUGGAAACCAAGGCCUAACACGGGACUGCUCACCACAAGCGUUAUUGUUAUCCAUGUGAAGGUCCAAAGAUGCUAGACCUGACUG
Molecule: messenger RNA, 4223 nt
Organism: Pantherophis guttatus
Lineage: Eukaryota; Metazoa; Chordata; Lepidosauria; Squamata; Colubridae
Source: RefSeq, a predicted model, not a curated record